GGGAAUUCAAGCAGAGCUGGACUGCCUGGAGUGAGUGGCAGGGGAGACCUGUGUGACAGCCCCAGAAUGUUGACCAUUACUCUUCUUGCCCUUGUCUGCGCAUCAGCCUCGGCCAAUGCCAUUCAGGCUAGGUCCUCCUCCUACAAUGGAGAGUAUGGAGGUGGUGGAGGUGAGCGAUUCUCCCAUUCUGGUUACCAGCUGGAGGGUCCCAUCACUGCCAUCCGUAUCCGGGUCAACAGAUACUACAUCGUAGGCCUCCAGGUGCGCUAUGGCAAGGUGUGGAGCGACUAUGUGGGUGGCACCCAGGGAGACCUGGAGGAGAUUUUCCUGCACCCCGGGGAGUCAGUGAUCCAGGUGUCUGGCAAGUACAAGUACUACCUGAGGAAGCUCGUCUUCGUGACUGACAAGGGCCGGUACCUGCCUUUUGGGAAAGACACAGGCACGAGUUUCAAUGCUGUCCCCUUGUACCCCAACACCGUGCUACGCUUCAUCAGCGGCCGAUCUGGUGCCCUCAUCAAUGCCAUCGGCCUGCACUGGGACGUCUAUCCCAGUGACUGUGGCAGUUGCUGAACCGCAGCCUUGCCCUGGGCCAGGCACUGCAGUGGGGCUGUGAGAACUACCUUACCACCACCCCACCUACAGGGUUCAAUAAAAAUAAUAAUAAAAGGACGUAGCUGA
Lynx canadensis (Canada lynx) is the source of this 678-nucleotide messenger RNA. Its product is annotated as zymogen granule membrane protein 16. The coding region runs from base 67 to 570 and encodes 167 amino acids. The record is from RefSeq and is a predicted model, not a curated record. The transcript has 4 exons. NCBI's taxonomy places the organism in Eukaryota, Metazoa, Chordata, Mammalia, Carnivora, Felidae.